Messenger RNA from Miniopterus natalensis, 2355 nucleotides. It is a transcript of the gene KPNA5, whose product is annotated as karyopherin subunit alpha 5. Gene Ontology annotation, biological process: protein import into nucleus. Gene Ontology annotation, molecular function: protein binding; nuclear import signal receptor activity. Lineage: Eukaryota; Metazoa; Chordata; Mammalia; Chiroptera; Miniopteridae. Gene Ontology annotation, cellular component: cytoplasm. The record is from RefSeq and is a predicted model, not a curated record.
CCAUCUUGAGCUGCGAACCCGGUCGCGACGUUCAACGCUAGGGGCGGAGCGGCAAGCCCACCGUUACCCGCAGCGGACGCCGCAGCCGGGGAGUGGAAGCCAGGGCACCGGCUAGUGCCACCUUAAUGGAUGCCAUGGCUAGUCCAGGGAAAGAUAACUAUAGAAUGAAGAGUUAUAAGAAUAAAGCCCUAAAUCCCCAAGAGAUGCGUAGACGAAGAGAAGAAGAAGGAAUACAGCUUCGAAAACAAAAAAGGGAAGAACAGCUGUUCAAACGCAGAAAUGUCUCUUUGCCCAGAAGUGAUGAAUCUAUGCUAGAAAGUCCUAUUCAGGAUCCGGAUAUCAGUUCCACUGUACCCAUUCCAGAGGAAGAUGUUAUUACCUCAGAUAUGGUUCAGAUGAUUUUUUCUAAUAAUGCUGAUCAACAACUAACAGCAACACAAAAAUUUAGAAAGCUGCUUUCUAAAGAACCUAAUCCACCAAUUGAUCAAGUUAUACAGAAACCAGGAGUUGUACAGAGAUUUGUGAAAUUUCUUGAAAGAAAUGAAAAUUGUACUUUACAAUUUGAGGCUGCAUGGGCAUUAACUAAUAUAGCAUCUGGAACUUUUCUGCAUACCAAGGUAGUGAUUGAAACUGGGGCUGUUCCAAUUUUUAUCAAACUUCUAAAUUCAGAGCAUGAAGAUGUUCAAGAACAGGCUGUUUGGGCACUUGGUAAUAUUGCUGGUGACAAUGCAGAAUGCAGAGAUUUUGUGUUGAAUUGUGAAAUACUUCCACCUCUUUUAGAGUUAUUAGCAAAUUCAAACAGACUUACAACAACCAGAAAUGCUGUAUGGGCCCUCUCAAAUUUAUGUAGAGGCAAAAACCCUCCUCCAAACUUUAGUAAGGUUUCACCUUGCUUAAAUGUCCUGUCACGAUUGUUGUUUAGCAGUGACUCAGAUGUAUUAGCAGAUGUGUGUUGGGCCCUUUCUUAUCUCUCCGAUGGACCCAAUGAUAAAAUUCAAGCAGUUAUCGAUUCUGGAGUUUGUCGAAGAUUGGUGGAACUUUUGAUGCACAAUGAUUAUAAAGUUGUAUCACCUGCAUUAAGGGCAGUUGGUAAUAUUGUGACUGGUGAUGAUAUUCAAACACAGGUAAUUCUGAAUUGCUCUGCAUUACCCUGUCUGUUACACUUACUGAGUAGCCCAAAGGAGUCAAUCAGAAAAGAAGCCUGCUGGACUGUUUCUAACAUUACUGCUGGAAAUAGAGCUCAGAUUCAGUCUGUUAUAGAUGCAAAUAUUUUUCCUGUUUUGAUUGAGAUUCUUCAGAAAGCAGAGUUUCGCACCAGAAAAGAAGCAGCUUGGGCUAUAACUAAUGCAACAUCAGGUGGCACUCCAGAACAAAUAAGGUAUUUGGUAGCCUUAGGCUGCAUUAAACCACUUUGUGACCUAUUGACUGUUAUGGACUCUAAAAUAGUCCAGGUGGCUUUAAAUGGACUUGAAAAUAUUUUGCGUCUUGGAGAACAAGAAUCUAAGCAGAAUGGGAUGGGUAUUAAUCCAUACUGUGCUCUCAUUGAAGAAGCAUAUGGUCUAGAUAAAAUUGAAUUUCUGCAAAGCCAUGAAAAUCAAGAAAUUUACCAAAAGGCUUUUGACCUGAUCGAACAUUACUUUGGUGUAGAUGAUGAUGACCCCAGCAUUGUACCUCAGGUGGAUGAAAACCAGCAACAGUUUGUAUUUCAGCAGCAGGAAGCACCAAUGGAAGGGUUUCAACUUUAACUUGGUGGCAGAAAAAAAUUAAUGGCUAAAAAGGAUAGCUUCAGAUAUCUCCUCUUUGUUACCAUGUCAGUAGGAACGUUUGAUGUGUUUUUAUGUAGAAAAGAAGAUGAUUCAUUUUUAAAAGCAAAACAAAACAAAAGUUCCCGUUCAGCUGCAACCUUUCAGUAUAGCUUUGUGUUUAUUUUGAUGUGCCUAUAUAUAUGUCUUUUAUUGUUUUGUCUAUUUCUUAACCUACUAUGAACAAUGAAAUGCAUUAUAAAGUUAUUUAAUAACUUAAGGUUGAAAAGGAGAACUUUGGUAAAGUAUGGUUCUGAGUUUUUUUCUCGCAUUUGGAGACUGCAUAUUAGCAGUACAGAUAUUUAUAAUUGCAUUUUGGCAGUAAGUCUGACAGGCCCAACCUCUACUAAAUCUACCUCUAUCUUGAAGCAGAAACAAAACAAAAGGCUUCAGAAGCAUUAAAUAGUGUAAAAGCUAAAUUCAAAUGUGAAAAUAAUCUAUUACUUUAAAUUAUAAAUCACUGUGCUGUAGGUUAUACUGUGCAAAAAAAUUACAACAGAAAAAAGCUAUAAAAUUUAUUUAUAAAACACAUUAGAAAUAUUGUACUGAUAAU